UGUGAAUUCCAUUACAGGUGCAUUUAAUCUGCCAAGACAGCAAAAGGAGAUGGUAAGCAAACGAAAAAGCCCAAAUUGAGGCGCAAUAUCUUCUUCGCUUAUUCGUGCAUUGGGCGCGAAGAAAGCGGGCGCUCAUUUCCCACACUCAGCCACGACUCCUUCGCACAAUCCCCAGAUUUUGCAAUGCCAACACAAUUUCGUUCUAGUUUAUAAGAGGGGGGAGUCUAUCUUCAGGCCUGCCAUUUCUUUGAGCAACCUUCUCAAUUAGCAUUUCUUGCACGAUUCUCCAUCACUCGUUAUUGGGAUCAUGCUGUCCACUCCUUUGACCGCCGUCCUUGCUCUGGCAACUUUGUCAUCAGCUUCCGUUCUCCCUAAUACCAAACGAGAUGCUAUUCUCAAACUUCCUGUCACUACCGUCAACCAAACAUGCCCUCUCACCAAACGACAAGACCUUGUCGAUCUUGCAAACACUCAGACUGGGACCAGAUACCUGAUCAGCUUCUCUAUUGGAACCCCCGAACAAACCGUAAAGGUGGCAAUUGACACUGGUUCGUCGGAUACAUGGGUGAAUCCAACUUGCUCGACAUCCGGCGGCACAGCGGAUACCGCCUUGUGCAACAGCUUGCCCGUUUUCCAACCGGGCUCCUCAUCAACUUUGCAAGACACGGGCGUUCCUAUGAACCUCGCUUACGGGCGUGGCACUGCACAAGGAGAAUAUUACAAAGACACCUUGGUGCUUGGGGGUAGUACCGUUACGGGACAGCAGUUUGGCGUUGCCACUUCUACUUCCGACCUUCCGAAUGGCUUCAUGGGAGUUGGACCCGGGAUCGAGCUCACUGGUUAUCCUACAAUUAUUGAUACACUUGCAACUGAAGGUAUCACUCAGAGUCGGGCUUUCAGUCUUGACUUGCGUGGUGUCGACAGCACCACAGGUUCAAUCAUCUUCGGUGGUAUCGACACGAUGAAGUACACCGGUGUCCUUGAGAAGCGCCCCAUCAUCCCCGCAGCAUUAGCGCCAGAUAACUUUGACCGAUACUGGAUUUACAUGAGCUCAGUAGGAAUUACCAAGCCUGGCGCAGCUCCCAAAACGUACCCUGCACCAUCAAACCCAGCGGGUCAACCCGUCUUCCUCGACAGCGGCGGAACCCUCAGUCGCCUCCCAACCACCCUCUUCAACGCCAUCCUCGCCGACUUCCCCACUGCUACCGCUGAUCCAGCAGGCAGUGGAAUCUACGAGGUCCCGUGUUCUGUCGCCGCAGAAGAUGGAACUAUGGAUUUCGGGUUCGGGAACACGGUUGUUCAUGUCCCGUUCCACGAGUUCAUCUGGCAGGCGGGCACGAAUCUUUGCGCUCUGGGUGUUGUUGCCGAUGACUCCUCGUUUGUUUUGGGUGACUCCUUCCUGAGAGCUGCGUAUGUUGUCUACGACCAAGACAACCAGAACCUGCUCGUCGCCAAUGCAGCAGAUUGUGGUACAAACCUUGUAGCUAUCUCCAAAGGUGUCGACGCCGUCCCUUCUAUCACCGGCGCCUGCGGUGGCUCCUCAACUUCGUCUUCAUCUUCCACUACCCCAACAACAACUCCUUCCUCCUCCACCUCAUCGAAGCCCACGGUCUCGACUUCGUCUAGCACUCGUUACUCAAACUCCACGACGACCCCCACCUACCCAAGCUCCACGACGGCUCCCACCUACCCAAGCUCAACUCUGUCAACCGUCUACUCAACCACAACCUACACGGUUUCCUCCUGCGCUCCAACAGUGACGAACUGUCCAUACGGUCACUUGACUACCGAGACAAUCAGCCUUUACACAACGUAUUGUCCCGUCGAAGCCACCUAUACACCAGUCGCCGCCACCUACACGCCAAUCGCCAUUGCCUUCACACCAGUCGCCGUCGCCUUCACACCAGUUGCCGUCACCUACGCGCCAGUCCCCACAACAUAUGGACCUAUUCAGAGUAUCGUGUAUGUGACGACCACCUACACCAUCUCAUCCUGCGCUGCGUCUGUCGAGCACUGCCCUUAUGGAUCGACGACCACUGAGACAUAUGCCACUUAUACUCACGUUGCACCCACUGGAACCGCCAGCGUGUAUCCUUACGUUACACCCACUGGGACCGGCAGCGUGUACCCUUAUGCUACGGCAAGUUCGAAGGGACAGGAGUAUACUGGUGGUGCUGGCAAGGUUGUCGGAGGAGCUGGAAUGUUGAUGCUUGUUGGUCUUGCUGGAUUGGCUUUGUUGUAGAAUCUUAAUCGAGAGAGACGGACGGGAAUUUUGUUGGGGGGGAGUAAUUGAGAGCCCGUGAUCUGUGUUUUGCAGUUUUGUCGAUAUUACUUUAAUCCGGACAUCUCUGGUGAAAAAUUGUAUUAUUAAUAUAUCAACACGCUUGAUUCUCUUCUAGAUGCACUGGUCUAGUGAAAACCUGUUCCCGAUGAGACGGCUUUCAUGAAAAUGGAAGCUAAGAGAAGUUUCUGGAUAUAUGAGACACUAGUGGACCUUGCUAAUUUACCAUAGAGUAGCUCCAAGCAAUACUACAAUUUUACAUGUGCUCAUCACACAACUGUCACAUUUCUUCCCCCCCAAGUCACCUCGAAUGGUCUCAAUGCUUUCCUUUUCGAUAUAUAACCCUGCCCUAAAGUAUGUACCAUCUGUCUCCGUUGGAUAGAAAAGGAGCCAGAACGAUUCGUAGGUAGGUUUCCCAGCGGUGUCCGUCUCG
Messenger RNA from Hyaloscypha bicolor E, 2714 nucleotides. RefSeq names its product acid protease. The record is from RefSeq and is a predicted model, not a curated record. The coding region runs from base 308 to 2242 and encodes 644 amino acids. The transcript has 6 exons. Lineage: Eukaryota; Fungi; Ascomycota; Leotiomycetes; Helotiales; Hyaloscyphaceae. Gene Ontology annotation, biological process: proteolysis. Gene Ontology annotation, molecular function: aspartic-type endopeptidase activity.